UUUGAAUUGGAAAGUUUGAAACAGAUGACUUGCCAACACCAACUCUACCUUCCCUCUUGUACUUAAUAUGCCUAGCACCCUCCUCCCACUUUCACUCCAUUCACCUCUCCUCUUUACUCCUGUCUGAAAUCCGAGCGCCAAAAAUGGUGAACUUAGUAGCCAUACAGGAGCCACUGAUUAUCAUGUUGAUGAAAAUGGCCGGAGUCCAGACCCACGCCAUCGAAAUUGAGCCUGGAACCAUCAUGAACUUCUGGGUACCAAAUGAAACCAUUCAAAAGCCCAACAAAAAAUCAAAAACCACCGUCGUCACCACAAUCAACCCCAAACCGGAGAAGCCGGUGGUCGUCUUAGUCCAUGGUUUUGCUGCAGAGGGCAUAGCCACAUGGCAGUUUCAAAUUGGCUCGCUCUCAAAGGAGUACUCUGUAUACGUGCCGGAUCUUCUCUUCUUCGGAGGAUCAAUCUCUGAUAGCCCCGAUCGGUCUCCGACGUUUCAGGCGGAGUGUUUGGUCAAAGGGUUGAGAAAGCUGGGAGUUGAGCGGUGUGUGGUGGUGGGUUUUAGUUAUGGUGGGAUGGUGGCGUUUAAGAUGGCUGAAUUGUACCCGGAGAUGAUUCGAGCUAUGGUGAUUUCAGGGUCGAUACUUUCUAUGACGGAUUCAAUAAGUGAGUUGACAUUGAAAGAGUUAGGUUUUUCAUCGUCGUCGGAGCUUCUGUUGCCGGAUUCGGUGAAGGGUUUGAAGGCGCUUUUAUCUGUUGCGACACAUAAGAAGCUAUGGUUCCCUGACCGCCUCCAUAAAGAUUACCUCGAGGUUAUGUUUAACAACAGAAAAGAAAGAGGUGAGCUACUAGAGGGAUUGAUAGUUAGCAACAAGGAUAUUACCAUUCCGUAUUUUCCACAGAGAAUACAUCUUCUAUGGGGCGAGAAUGAUCAAAUAUUUAAGAUGGAGCUUGCUCAAAACAUGAAAUGGGAAUUAGGAGAGAAUACAACAGUUGAAGGGAUACCAAAGGCUGGCCAUCUUGUUCAUAUAGAACGACCAUGUGUCUAUAGUCGAUGUCUCAAGAAGUUUCUUGCUUCACUACCAGCUGAAGAACCACUACACAAAUAAUCGUUUAUCACUUUGUAUUUUUUUUCUCUAU
Lactuca virosa is the source of this 1134-nucleotide messenger RNA. Lineage: Eukaryota; Viridiplantae; Streptophyta; Magnoliopsida; Asterales; Asteraceae. The record is from the annotation of a GenBank genome assembly.